AUGAGCUCGAGAUUGGACGAUUAUGCCUCGUUCAUGAAAAUUUCGGGAUAUUCGAAAACGAUUCUGCAGCCUGAGAGGAUAAAAAGCGAUGUGAUUUAUUGUCGUAUAUGCUUGGGGUCCAGUGAUUUUGAGGAACUGAUAAGCCCUUGCUAUUGUGCAGGAACAAUUGGAAUUGUUCAUCAACAGUGUUUAGAGAAGUGGUUAAACUUGUCUCGAUCGAAAGCCUGUGAAAUUUGCGGUUUCACUUUUGAAGUUUUAAAACGUUAUCCCCACUUUUGUAAGUGGUUAUGGUUGGGAGGGAAAGGAGAUGGGAUACAUCGUCGCAGAUAUUUAUGGACAGAUUUAAUUUGCCUGCUAAUAAUGGUACCUUUGCUCACAUUGUGCGCAUGGUUGGCGAUUUCUUCGAAUCAGGAUGAAAAAAGUGCUAAUUCAAGAAGGUUUCCAUGGCAGUCCUUUUUUCUUGGAUUAUUAUGCAGCCUUCUUCUUUUAGUAUUUAAUAUUUGGUUAAUGUUUUCUCUUCGAUAUCAUCAUCAAUCAUGGAAACUUUGGCGUAAAGAACAGACUUAUAUUGUCUUAUCAGAAACUGUUAAAAGAAAAAAGGUGAUGAACAUAAAAGGUGACUCACAAAAUCCAAAUUUAAUUAUCCAGAAUAAUAAACAAGAACAAAAUCAACAAUUAAGGAGACUAGAUAUGCCUGAGUCAAAUGAAACAAGUAUGAAACCAAACAAGGCACAUGCUCCUAUUUGUCCAAAGAAGUUUAUUAUAUAUCUAUAAUUUUUCGAAAUGCAAUAAAGAAAACUUUAACUUAAUUUGAAUACUUGAUAAAUCAUCGUUUUAUGAGUUUAUCUAUUAGCAUUUGAAGGUAUUGACUACUUUAUUCUUUUUUCAUACACAUAGUUCCCUUUAUCAUUUUGAAAAGAGCAAGAACAA
This is a messenger RNA of Schistosoma bovis, 930 nucleotides long. Lineage: Eukaryota; Metazoa; Platyhelminthes; Trematoda; Strigeidida; Schistosomatidae. The record is from the annotation of a GenBank genome assembly.